Perognathus longimembris pacificus (Pacific pocket mouse) is the source of this 707-nucleotide messenger RNA. RefSeq names its product selenoprotein W (gene Selenow). Gene Ontology annotation, biological process: response to selenium ion. Gene Ontology annotation, cellular component: cytosol. The transcript is spliced from 6 exons. The record is from RefSeq and is a predicted model, not a curated record. Lineage: Eukaryota; Metazoa; Chordata; Mammalia; Rodentia; Heteromyidae.
GCGGCCGAGCGCGCGUUCCCGGAGCGUCGCGUGGUCGGGCGUCGUCUCUGGCGGUCGCUGCGGUCCCCAGCCAUGGUCCUCGCCGUGCGGGUCGUGUACUGUGGUGCUUGAGGCUACAAGCCCAAGUAUCUCCAGCUCAAGAAGAAACUGGAAGAUGAGUUCCCCGGGUGCCUGGACAUCUGUGGUGAGGGCACACCGCAGGUCACUGGCUUCUUCGAGGUCAUGGUAGCCGGGAAGUUGGUUCACUCCAAGAAGGGAGGUGAUGGCUACGUGGACACCGAGGUGAAGUUUCUGAGGCUGGUGGCCGCCAUCAAAGCUGCCUUGGCCCAGGACUAGGGUGUCCUGAAGGCAGAGCUCAGGGCCCUCGGCCCUGCCCCUCCCCAUACGCUUGAUGACAGGAAGGACUGAAAUGUCUGCAGACCCCUGGUCCUUCCUUGAUGUUCUUGCGGCCUCCGGGUGGGUGCAGAGAUUGAUGUUCCUGGGCUUUGCUACUGCGUGGGAGAGUGAGGACCCUUGGUCACCUCUGCCCGCAGCGCCUCUCCUACCCUCCCCCCCUGCCCCAUUUCCCCCACUACCCUCUUUUCUGCCCUUUCCCCACCACCCUGUGUUGUCUGAUGGAAGCCUAUGGCUCCCUUCUCACCUGCUACCAUAAGCAACGGUUUGAAACUUCAAUAAACAUUCAAUAAACUAUGUGCUUCCAGCAAGCA